Cynara cardunculus var. scolymus (artichoke) is the source of this 4410-nucleotide messenger RNA. Its product is annotated as receptor-like serine/threonine-protein kinase ALE2. The coding region runs from base 676 to 4101 and encodes 1141 amino acids. The transcript is spliced from 18 exons. NCBI's taxonomy places the organism in Eukaryota, Viridiplantae, Streptophyta, Magnoliopsida, Asterales, Asteraceae. The record is from RefSeq and is a predicted model, not a curated record. Gene Ontology annotation, molecular function: protein kinase activity; ATP binding. Gene Ontology annotation, biological process: protein phosphorylation.
AAGAUUUCAAGAAAAUUCACCUGUAAAAAAGCAUCCCAAUCCCCACCAAACCCUCCUUUUUUAUAAUCUUUCCCUGUGUACUACAUGUGUGUUUGGUAUAUUUACACUCUUUCUUGAUUCUUGAAAACUGUUGUAAGAGUUUUGCAAAAAGUAAUCCAAUAAAGAAACCAUUUUUGUUGUCUCGAGUGCUGUUUUUAAUCUUGGGUUUGUGUAAAGAUCGGUAAUAUUACAAGAAUAUGUGAUUCUUUUUAUGAAUUUAUUUGAAUAAAAUAUAUAAAAAAGGGUAUUAAUUUAUUCUUGAAAACAGAAGAGAGCAGUUGUUUUGUAACUGUAACAAAUAACAUGAUGCUGCAAAUUACAGAGCAUUUUAUUCCUUCAUAAUAAUAAUAAAAACUGAUUGCUUUGAUUCAUUAUAUCUCACAGAAAACCCUUUUUAGGGUGUUUCAAGGAACUGACUCUCUUUCUCUUCAUUGCUUCUGGUUCACUGUUUGUGGGUCUUCUUGGAUCUAAAAACCCCUUUCUCUCUCUUCUUUUAUUGUUGCUUCAAGUUUUUACAUGUUCAGUCUAUUUAUUAGUAUAAUAAAUAACAAGGGUUUUUAUUUUUAUUAUUUUGGUUUGAUUCUUUUUGGGUUUGGGAGUUUUGGGGGGAAUUAGUGGCUGGUUCUUCUUCAUGGGAUGGAUUUGAUGGUGAAGUAUUAUAUCUUCUUGGUGUUGCAAGCUUGCACCAUUGUUAAUUCUGUGGUUCUUCAAGAAACUUCAGGCCGCACGAUAUCACUGUCUGAUAGUUUUUAUGCUGUUCCUCCCAUUAUCGAAGGAUCACACCGUCGUGUAACUCAAGAAACGCAAAUAACGAGCAAUUCAACUAGUCCAACGUCUCAACCAAACGCUUCUCCACAUUUUGAGUCUGCAUCAGGACCACAAGCGAACAAUGGUCUUAAACCUUCUUUGUCUCCAAACACUCCUCUGAAUGAACCAUCACCUUCUAAAGGUCCCGGCUUGCUGCCAGAUGCUGCAGCACCAAUCACAUCAAUCCCAGAAGGGUCACCACCAAGCCCGCCCGUUAUCCCGCCAACCAUCCCCGUAUCUGUGCCACCAAUUCCUCAACAAGACAAGGGACCCGACACCAAGUCUCCUGCCAAUCCGCCAACUGCAUCGGUACAAAUAGCACCACUGCCAAAAGAAGUGCUUCAUCCGCCCCCGGUGGCUCAAGUGGCACCAUCUAUGUCUCACGUGCCACCAUCCAUCCCCCAAGUACCAUCAUCAAUGCCAGAAGGACCACCAUUUAUUGUGCCUGAGCCCGUUGCAUCGCCUCCAACCAAGUUGCCGAUGGCAUCACCACCAACACAACCUACAUUGCCCAUACCACCUCCUAACUUGCCACUCCCCGCUCAAUUACCACCAAGCACAUUACCGAGUUCGCCGCCUGCUCCCUCUACAUUGGAUGUGCCUCCUUCUAACUUAUCAGCCCCUUCGUCGCCACCAAGCACAUUGCCAAGAAACACACCUCCAAGUCCACCUACAUUAAACGUACCUCCACCAAAUACGCCAGCCCCGUUGUCGUCUCCACCAAGCACAUUGCCAAGAAAAUCACCUCCAAGUCCCCCGUUCACGAGACCUCCUCCAAAUUUGCCAGAAUCCCCGUCUACUUAUGAGGUGCCUCCAAGCAACUCGCCAAAAGAUUUGCAGCCGAUCCACCGAAACUCAUCUGCACCUCCUCCAAACAUGCCAGCGCCUAUUCCAAGCACGAACAAGGGAGGAAAUAGAUUUCCUGAUCCUUCACCUCCAAAUCGAACAACCAAUAUUGCUCCAACUCACAAUUCUCCAAAGAAAGCUCCGAUCUUUCACAAAGCUCCGAGCUUCUAUAACCAUCCUCCUCCGCCUACAAGAUCUCAUCCACCGCCAUCUUUGCCGCCAUUGUAUCCUCCACCUCCACCAGGUCCGAAGAGUAAGCCAAGGCACCACAGCCCUCUGCCACUACCCGGUCCAGAGAGUAAUCCAAGGCACCAUACCCCUCCGCCACCAUUUUCAAUUUCACCUUCGAUCUCUCCAUCUGUACAAACUAUAAUGCCGGUUCUUUCGCCUAAAGUUUCUCCUUCUCAUGCUUCACCAAGGAUUCCGAAGCCAAUUCAAGCUUUACCACCUCCGCCUCCCAAUGAAGAUUGUUUGUCGAUAACGUGCGUCGAGCCAUUGACCAACACCCCACCCGGAACACCAUGUAAUUGCGUUUUGCCGAUGCAACUUGAGCUUGGCCUUGGUGUUUCAAUAUAUACCUUUUUUCCUUUGGUAUCGGAGCUGGCUUUUGAAAUAGCUGCCGGGGUCUUCAUGAGAUCGAGUCAAGUUCGAAUCAUGGGAGCAAAUGAGGAUAGCCAAAAUCCCGAAAAAACCAAUGUUAUCGUUAACUUGGUACCCCUCGGUGAAAAAUUUGAUAACUAUACCGCAUUAGUAACAGCUCAAAGAUUAUGGCUGAAACAAGUGCCGAUCAAAUCGUCUCUUUUUGGUGAUUAUGAAGUUUUGUUCGUGAAAUAUCCAGGGCUUCCUCCAUCGCCACCUUCCCGAUCUUCGGGCAAUGGAAUGAGCGGUGACCCAUACGGUCAUGGCAACAAUGGAAGGGACGUAAAGCCUUUGGGAGUCGAUGUGAGUAAGCAGAGGCGUAACAACAAGCUAAAUGGCGGCAUUAUUGCUAUAAUAGCUUUGUCAGUUGUUGUGGCCGUGGUUCUUGUCGGUGUCACGGUUUGGGUUCUGCUGUUUAAACGCCCUGUUGGGGCUCAGUCGGGCUCAAUUCUGCCAGCUACUUUUCCUCCCGUCACAAAAUCGUCAGGUGUGGGUGGAUCGAUGACGGGAAGUGGGCCCGAGUCGGCUUCACUAUCAUUCCGGUCUAGUAUAGCAUACACGGGAUCUGCAAAAACGUUUAGUUCGAGUGAUAUGGAAAAAGCAACCGAUAACUUCAAUGAGUCGGGGGUUCUUGGUGAAGGUGGAUUUGGGCGUGUUUAUAGCGGCGUGCUUGACGAUGGGACAAAAGUGGCGGUCAAAGUACUUAAGCGAGAUGAUCAACAGGGCGGUCGUGAAUUCUUGGCGGAAGUCGAGAUGCUUAGUCGCCUGCACCACCGAAAUUUGGUCCGGUUGAUUGGUAUAUGUACGGAGGAAAGAAACCGGUGCUUGGUUUACGAGCUCAUCCCAAAUGGCAGCGUUGAAUCUCAUCUACACGGAGUCGACAAGGAAACCGCACCGCUCGAUUGGGGGGGUCGGUUGAAGAUAGCUCUGGGUGCGGCUCGAGGACUAGCUUACUUGCAUGAAGACUCAAGCCCAAGAGUCAUACAUAGAGACUUUAAGUCAAGCAACAUUCUUUUGGAACAUGACUUCACCCCUAAAGUUUCCGAUUUUGGUUUGGCUCGAACCGCUUUAGAUGAAGAAAACCGGCACAUUUCGACUCGUGUCAUGGGCACCUUCGGAUAUGUGGCUCCCGAGUAUGCGAUGACUGGCCAUCUUCUUGUGAAGAGCGACGUUUAUAGCUACGGAGUCGUGCUCCUCGAGCUCUUGAGCGGAAGAAAGCCCGUCGACAUGUCGAUGCCACCGGGGCAAGAAAACCUAGUUGCGUGGGCCCGUCCCCUCCUCCCGACUCCCGAAGGCUUAAACUUGCUUAUCGAUCCAUCACUGUCCCCGGAAGUUCCGUUCGACAGUAUAGCUAAAGUAUCGGCGAUCGCUUCGAUGUGCGUGCAGCCGGAGGUAUCGCACCGGCCGUUCAUGGGCGAGGUGGUCCAGGCAUUGAAGUUGGUGUGCAACGAGUGCGAAGAAACACGAGAUCUCGGCUCGAGGAGUUGUAGCCAAGAGGAUCUGACGUCCGUAGACUUUGACCCUCGGGUCAGCACAAACUCGGGCCCGACCCGGUCCGCCUAUCCGAGCUACGAGUCUCCAUUAGAUGUGGAGAGCGGGUUUUCGACCUCGGGUCUCGGGCUAGAUGUAGAUUCGUAUAGGAUGACCUCGAGUUCGGGCCCGUUGAGGCCACGGAGACGGCCGCAGUUGUGGGAAAGAAUGAAGAGAUUUUCAAGUGGCAGUUUAAGCGAUUACGGAGACUUUUUGAGGUUAUUAUCUCGAUCGCGUUGACUUUUCUCGAGUUCAUGUUGACCCAUUAAUUCGAUGAUCGGGCCGUCAUGGGUCGACCCGUAAAUCGCUGCUUGAAAUGUACAGAUAGAAUUGUUACAUUGUACUGGGAAUGUAUUUCCUUGGUAUAGUUGUAAAUACAGAGCAGCUGCAAAACUUUUUGAACGCACCAUUGUAAUUUUCAAGACUUGAGGGGGUCAUCAGGCAAUUUCGGAUAACUUCGGGUGCAUAAUUGUAAUAUUGUAAUUCAGAAUGGGCAAGAUCGGUCCUUCUACUUUUUUGUAAUGAAAAAUAACAACCUACUUUUGAUUA